Trichomonas vaginalis G3 is the source of this 609-nucleotide messenger RNA. RefSeq names its product GTPase protein. The transcript has a single exon. The record is from RefSeq and is a predicted model, not a curated record. Lineage: Eukaryota; Parabasalia; Trichomonadida; Trichomonadidae. Gene Ontology annotation, molecular function: GTPase activity; GTP binding. The coding region runs from base 1 to 609 and encodes 202 amino acids. Gene Ontology annotation, biological process: phagosome-lysosome fusion. Gene Ontology annotation, cellular component: late endosome; lysosome; phagocytic vesicle.
AUGGUCGAUAACACUGACGUGAAAGUUGUUUUGCUCGGCAACUCCGGCGUUGGAAAGACAUCACUAUGCAAUCAAUGGAUAGACGGUAAAUUUGAUCUAUCAUUGACUUCAACUAUUGGAUCAAAUUUCAAACCUAAGAAAAUCAAACUAAUGCAUCGUGAUGUAACUGUUUCUUUAUGGGAUACUGCAGGACAAGAGCAGUUUAAGAGCCUAGUACCCCUCUAUACUCGUGCGGCAAGUUGUGCCAUCAUCGUAGGUGAUGUUAAUGAUGAGUCUUCAUUUGAAGAUUCUUAUGUCUGGCAAUCACUAGUCCUCGAAUCUAAUGCAGAAUGCCCUCCACUAAUACUUGCCUUAAAUAAAGUCGAUUUACUCAGGGAUAACCUCCAAAUAAAAAUGGACCACUUUGUUGAAAAGUACUGCCAAGACUAUGACAGUGUCUGUAUCUGUUCUGCCAAAACAGGUGAAGGCAUCGAUCACGUUUUUGAAAUAGCUGCAUCCAAGGCAGUUGAAUACUCUGACAAGAUUAGGCACCAGCAAGAUGCCUCUUCAAAUUCUCUUACAGAUAGUUCUGGCUCCAAUUCAAAGAAUAAGAAAAAUAAGUGUUGCUAA